CUCCCCUGCAGCACAGGAUGAAACCGCUGGCAUCCUGCCUGGGCCUGUGGCUUCUCUUCCAGCUCCCUACCCUGGUCUGUGGGACGCGUGUGGUCUACAAAGUGCAGGAGGAACAACCCCCCAACACCCUCAUAGGGAGCCUGGCCUCUGACUACGGCUUCCCAGACGUGGGGCACCUCUACAAGCUGGAAGUGGGGGCCCCGUACCUACGUGUGGAUGGCAAGACUGGGGACAUCUACACCACAGAGACCUCCAUCGACCGGGAGAGCUUGCGUGACUGCCAGCACCUCCUGCCCGGGAAGCCCUGCUUCCUGGAGUUUGAAGUGUCCAUCACUGACCUGAUCUUGAACAGCAGCCCACGCCUGCUGGAGGGGCAGAUAGAGGUGCUCGAUAUCAAUGACAACACCCCCAACUUUGCCUCGCCCGUUCUCACCCUCUCCAUCCCUGAAAAUACCAACAUCGGGGCGCUCUUCCCCAUCCCCCUGGCCAUGGACCGGGACUCAGGCCCCAAUGGCGUUGCCUCCUAUGAGCUGACGGCUGGACCGGAGGCGCAGGAGCUCUUUGGGCUGCAGGUGGCGGAGGAUCAGGACGAGAAGCAACCUCAGCUGAUCGUCAUGGGGAACCUGGACCGGGAGCAGUGGGACUCCUACGAUCUGACCAUCAAGGUGCAGGACGGAGGCAACCCUCCGCGGGCGAGCAGUGCCCUGCUUCGCAUCACCAUCCUGGACAUGAACGACAACGCGCCCAAGUUCGAGAAAGCCCUGUACGAGGCGGAGCUGUCCGAAAACAGCCCUGUGGGGCACUCUGUCCUCCAGGUGAAAGCCAAUGACUCGGACCAGGGCGCCAACGCCGAAAUCGACUACUCCUUCCACCAAGCCUCGGACAUGGUGCGCCGGCUGCUGCGCCUGGACCGCGCCACGGGGCUCAUCACCGUGCAGGGGCCCAUCGACCGCGAGGACGUCAACAUCCUCAAGUUCUCUGUCAUGGCCAAGGACAAGGGGGCCAACCCCAAGAGCGCCCGCACCCAGGUGGUGGUCACCAUCAAGGACAUGAACGACAACGCGCCCUCCAUAGAGAUACGGGGCAUUGGGCUCGUGACUCACCAGGAUGGCAUGGCAAACAUCUCGGAGGAUGUGCCAGUAGAGACAGCAGUGGCUCUGGUGCAGGUGUCCGACCGAGAUGAGGGUGAAAACGCCGUGGUGACCUGCGUGGUGGCUGGUGACGUCCCAUUCCAGCUGCGGCAGGCUAGUGAAACAGGGAGCGACAGCAAGAAGAAAUACUUCCUGCAGACCACCACGCCGCUGGACUACGAGUCAGUGAAGGAGUACACGAUUGAGAUUGUGGGAAAAUCAGGGAACCCGCCCCUCUCCAGCACCAACUCUUUGAAGGUGCAGGUGUUGGAUGUGAAUGACAAUGCACCCGUCUUCAGCCAGAGCUUCACCGAGGUGGCCUUCCCCGAGAACAACGAGCCCGAUGACCUGGUGAUGGAGGUGAGUGCCAGCGAUGCUGACAGCGGCUCCAACGCCAAGCUGGUUUACUCCCUGGUGACGGACCCCUCCUCCAAGGGCUCCUUCACCAUUGACCCCGACUCUGGGGAGAUCCGGGUGAAGGCGGUGCUGGACCGAGAGCAACGGGAGCGCUACGAGUUCUUGGUGGUAGCGGCAGACAAGGGCAGCCCCAGCCUCAAGGGCACAGCGUCUGUGGCCAUCAACGUCAUGGACAGGAAUGACAACGACCCCAAGUUCAUGCUGAGCGGCUACAACUUCUCAGUGAUGGAGAACAUGCCGCCCCUCAGCCCUGUGGGCAUGGUGACGGUGAUCGAUGCUGACAAAGGAGAAAAUGCCCGCAUCCAGCUGUCGGUGGAGCAAGACAAUGGGGAUUUUGUCAUCCAGAAUGGCACUGGCACCAUCCUCUCCAGCAUCUCUUUUGACCGGGAGCAGCAGAGCACGUACACGUUCCGACUCAAGGCAGUGGAUGGUGGGGAUCCUCCGAGGUCUGCCUACGUGGGGGUGACCAUCAACGUCUUGGAUGAGAAUGAUAACGCCCCCUUCAUCACUUCACCCUCCAAUGCCACCUACAAACACAUCCUGCCCCACACCAGCCCUGGCCAGCAGGUGAGCAAGGUCAAGGCGGAGGACAUUGACUCUGGCGUCAACGCGGAGCUGACCUACAGCAUCACAGGAGGCAACCCCUUUGAGCUCUUCCAGAUCUCCCCGCAGAGUGGAGACAUCACCCUGGAGAAGGAGAUCCUGCGCAAGCACCAUGGCCUGCACCGCUUGGUAGUGCGCGUCAACGACAAGGGCAAACCCUCGCGGCACGGCACGGCGCUGGUGCACUUCUAUGUCAACGAGACACUGGCCAACCGCACGCUGCUGGACACGCUGGUGGGGCACAGUCUGGACACACCGCUUGACAUAGACAUCGCCGGAGACCCUGAAUACGAGCGCAGCAAGCAGCGAAGCAACAUCCUCUUCGGAGUCAUCGCUGGCAUCGUGGCCGUCACGCUGGUCAUCGUGCUGGUCGUCUUGGUGCGCUACUGCCGGCAGCGGGAGGCCAAGAGCGGCUACCAGGCAGGCAAGAAGGAGACCAAGGACCUGUAUGCACCCAAGCAGGCCAGCAAGAGCGGUAAGAGCAAGAGCAAGGUGAAGAAGAGCAAGUCUCCGAAGCCGCCCAAGCCCACGGAGGAUGAGGAAGAGACGGGGCUGCAGAAAUCACUCAAGUUCAACCUCAUGAACGACUCUGUCAGUGACAGCCCCCGAAUCCACCUGCCCCUCAACUACCCACCGGGCAGCCCAGACCUGGGUCGCCACUACCGCUCCAACUCGCCGCUGCCCUCCAUCCAGCUGCAGCCUCAGUCGCCCUCGGCCUCUAAGAAGCACCAAGUGGUGCAGGACCUGCCGGCCACCAACACCUUUGUUGGCACCGGGGACAACAACUCGACGGGAUCCGAGCAGUACUCGGACUACAGCUACCGCACCAAUCCCCAGAAAUACACCAACAAGCAGGUAGGAGAGCUCAUCCUGAGGCCGGCAGCGGCCCCCCCCCUGCACCGGGGAGCCAUCUGGACAGAGGUGUGGGAGUGA
Molecule: messenger RNA, 3083 nt
Organism: Fulmarus glacialis (Northern fulmar)
Lineage: Eukaryota; Metazoa; Chordata; Aves; Procellariiformes; Procellariidae
Product: protocadherin-1-like
Biological process (GO): homophilic cell-cell adhesion
Cellular component (GO): plasma membrane
Molecular function (GO): calcium ion binding
Source: RefSeq, a predicted model, not a curated record